AUGCCCUGCUUCUGCGAGUGGGGGCAGCUCCCUGAGGGCCACGAGGGGCCUUGCGACAACCACCUCUUGGUGACUCCCGUGCUCGCAGGCCCUGCAGUGCACGCUCCCGAGGUGACCGCGGGGGAGCGAGCACUACCAAGUGCUCAUGAGGUGGCCGCCGGGGAGCAGGCUCCACCACGUGCUCCUAAGGUGGCCGCUGGGGAGCAGGUGCCACCAUGUCCUCCUGAGGUUGCCGCCCCUAGCCCGUCGGGUGAUGGGGGAGGAGCUCCGCCAACGGACGCAGCUGCUGUCCCUACAGUGGAGGGCUACGCGCCGGCCCCCAGCGCGUCCCUUCCAGAUCUCGGGGCAUCCUGGAAGAGGAAGGGGCUCAGAAGCCGCCGCAACCUUGUCCCACUGACUCUGAAAGGAGGAAGUGGAUAG
Aegilops tauschii subsp. strangulata is the source of this 420-nucleotide messenger RNA. NCBI's taxonomy places the organism in Eukaryota, Viridiplantae, Streptophyta, Magnoliopsida, Poales, Poaceae. The record is from RefSeq and is a predicted model, not a curated record.